CCAUCUGCUUCAUGAACAUGAGCCGGCUGCUUUCUCUGCCUCUCCGAGCGUCUUUGAGCUGUUUUGACAUAUGCGCUCCCUCACUGCUUCUCUGCCUCUUUCUUUUUUCUGUCUUUCCACCAAUCCCAUACCUCUCCAUCGUUUCCCCCUCCAGGACAGGAAAAGGAGCGGUAGCAGGGAGCACCAGCGAGGAAAACUGACCACAAUAACAGGAAGAGGAAGUGGGCAGUGACCUGUAUGAGGACUGUGGUCUGACAGCUGUGGUUCAACACUUUUGGCCACUGGAUGAGAAAACCACAUCAGAGGCGACAGGACGAAAAAGAGCGAGAGAGACUCAAAACUUGUCGGACUCCUGAGGAAAAACCUUGAUACCCCAAGAAGGGAAAACAGGGUGAUAAAGACAUUUUGGGAUGAAAUAAACUUUAGAGCUGGAGCAACUGCCUUGGUUUUUCCUGUUUGAGGAAAAAAACCAACAGAGGAAGAGACACCUGAAAUUUCCACGAGAGUGAUAUCUCAGUGAAUACCUUCAUUUCUUGCACUGGAAAUCCAACUCUGGGAUACAUUUUCAUUCAAGAGGCAUCGACCCAUACUUCAUCAUCACAGACUUAUCCUAUUAUCUGGUCCACAGACCAGAAAAGGAUUUGCACAGAAGCCUGGUAAAAAAUCAAGCCGAGAGAUAUCCCUGCCUGUACAACAACACCUGCUGCUCUUUCAACAUUAGUAAACCAGCAGCCAAAAAGAAGAGAGUGUGACAGCGAGGAAGAGACUUAGUUGAAUCAGGAGGUGGUUUUGAGCCUACAGCCACCUACCAGCCACUAAUUUCUACCAAAACCUGACACAUAUUAAAAAAGUAACCCCAUUGCGGAUGAACAAGAGUGCACCUUGAAGAAUUUGGGCUUCCUUUUGCAUCAAAACAAAGGUUGGAUCUUUCUUGUCUUGGACUUCCUAUCUGUGUGAUGAUGGCUUGGCUCCAACUGUGGUCCAUGGGGCUAAUGGCCACGAUGGCUUUGUCCGUCUCUCUUGCUGGCACGGAAGAUUCUGGCCUUGCUGUGGUAGAAGAAGAGAAGCAAGGCCCUGUUGAGAUUGUGAAGAAGGAGUCUCAUCCUGUCCUAUUCAGGCAGAAGAGGGAAUGGAUUUGGAACUCUCUUUAUGUGGAGGAGGAGAAACCUGCACCCAUCGCCUACAAGAUAGGACAGCUCAAAUCGAGCCAGACAGUGGAGGCAAAGAGCUUUAAAAUAGAAGGUGAAGGAGCAAACGACAUCUUCACUGUGGAUCAUAAAGGUGACCUGUUUGUCACCAGAUCUCUGGACAGAGAGGAGAAGAACACCUACCAUUUAACUGCCAGGAUGUAUGAUGGGAACAACAAGUUGAUAGAGGACUCUGGAGAAUUUGUUGUCCAGGUGACGGAUAUCAAUGACAACAGCCCCGUUUUCCCCAUAACAUAUAAUGGAUCCAUUAGGGAGAGAUCCUCAAUAGGAACUAAAGUAGUUGAGGUGAGGGCAACUGAUGCUGAUGACCCCACCACUGCUAACGGAGAGCUCAGGUACUCUUUGAUCCAAGACCUAUCUGCCUUCGAAAUCCACAGCAUCACAGGUAUGAUCAGCUGCAAGAUCAACACUCUGGACCGGGAAACCAAGAGUCAGUAUGUGGUGGUGGUUAAAGCUCAGGACAUGAGAGGAAUGGCCUCUGGCAGCACAGCCACCACCUCUGUCACCGUCACCAUCACCGACAUCAACGACAACAUUGCUUCUUUCACCAGAGGGAUAUAUGAGCUGCAGGUUCCAGAGGACCACAAGUUGAAUGAGAAGAUAGGAACAUUGGAGUUGGAGGACAAAGAUCAGAUUCAGAACAAACUUCCCUUCUUCACCAUUCCCAGUGAGAACAGCAAAGUGUUUAAUAUUGAACUCAGCCCUAACAAGGAUGGCAACCUCAUGCUCAAACAGGCUCUGGACUACGAGACAAAGCACAGCUACACGUUCACUGUCCAGGUGGGAGAAAAAGAUCUGCAUUUUCCUGCCGACAACGCGAAAAGUGCGGUCACCACAGCCAGGGUAAACAUCAAGGUGUUGGAUGUUGACGAGCCGCCAGUCUUCUCCCAGAACAUCUACACUUUCACUGUGGUGGAAGAACGUAUUGUGAACUUCAUAGGAACAGUCACAGCCAGAGAUCCUGACAAAGCCAACAACGUCAUACGGUACUCCAUCUUAGACAAGGACUGUCCCAUCAGUGUCAACCCGUUAACAGGUCAGCUGUCCACCCUGAGGGUCCUGGACAGAGAGUUAGAGGCCACACACAUGUUUCAAAUUAAGGCACAGGAGGAGCCAAGUGGUUUGGAAUCAUUUGUGAAAGUUAACAUUAUAGUUGAGGACAUCAAUGACAAUAAGCCUGAAUUGUCUGUGGAUGAGAUCUUUGUAUGUGAGAACGACAUCACUGAUACGGUGAUAGGAACCUUGAGAGCCAUGGAUAAAGACGACCACCCGGCUUCAUUCCGUUUCAGCCUGGCCAAUGAGAGCUCCAACUUCACCAUCAGAGACUAUGGCAACGGCACAGCAGACGUCAUGGUGAAACACGGGCCAUUCAGCCUGGAUGACCCCAAGGAUUACAGUGUGGAUGUGCGCAUCAGUGACGGAGGACGACCCAUCCAGACCAGCAUCACCAAACUGGCAAUCAAGUCGUGUCGGUGUGACGCCAGAAGGGUUUAUACGCAUUGCAAAGCUGGCGCUCGGAGGAUGGGAGUGAGUGUUCAUGCCCUAGUAGCCAUUCUGCUCUGCAUACUGACCAUACUGGUCAUAGUGAUCCUGUUUGUGAUGAGGAAACGCUACCAGAAGGAUUCUCUGGCCAGCAUGAAGAACAGCGGAGAGAUUCACGAGCAGCUGGUCACAUACGAUGAGGAGGGAGGAGGAGAGAUGGACACUAAUGGCUAUGAUGUCUCAAUCCUCUCUUCUGCUUGCCACGAUGGCUCCCUACUCCGUCACCCGGACCACCACCCCCACCCCUCUCUGUAUGCCAUGGUCCAGAAACCCCCUCACCACUCUCAACCCACUGCAUGUAAGGGUGACAUGGCCGUGAUGAUCGAGGUGAAGAAAGACGAGGCGGAUCACGACAGAGAUGGCUUCCCGUACGACACUCUCCACAUCUAUGGCUACGAGGGACCAGAGUCUUUAGCGGGAAGUCUGAGCUCUCUGGACAGUUCGUCCACUGAUUCGAACUUGGAUUAUGACUUCCUGAACGACUGGGGGCCGAGGUUCAAGACCCUGGCCGAGCUGUACGGUGUGGAUGGACCUGACUAUUACCAUCAAUACUGAUGGAGACCGUCUGCUAAUAAGCAUAAAUGAUGCCAAAAUACACACACACACAAACAUCAGAAACAGCCAUAAAAUACACUCACACAAAACCAAAAGCAUGCAGUAAAUACACACACACACACACACACACACACACAUACAGAAACAGGCUUUGAUGCUGUCCAUUUUACAAGGAGACAAGGAGAUCCGAUCUAGCAGACCACCGUGUUCUCCAACGACUUCUCUAGCUUCUGAAAACAGAAUCAGGGAGCUCUUAUGUCCAGUGUAACAACUAACUUUUGUUAUUAAUUGUAAUUCAGUGAGUCCGUUAGUAUGUCGAGCCUCCCCAGUCUGUUCACCACCAUUAAUUAAAUAGUAAAUAAGAGCUUCAUCAAACUCCAGGAAGUUGAAGUUGAGGAGUUUUUGGAGGUUCAUUUUUUGAUGACAUGGUUCCCUUUUGCCUCCUCCAAUGAGAUGCUGGAAAGAUUUCUUAAGUAACACCAUGACGUGAUGCCAUAGGAUGAGGAGAGGACUAAAGUGUUUCAUAGAUGUUCAAGAGGAUUGAUUGUUGGUGACAGUGAGUGUAUCACAUACAUCAAUGGAUAACUGAUGGGUUAAUCAGUUCACUGCUGGCCAGCGAUGUUAAACAGUUAUUCAAAUGCUUUGUGUCCUUUUACAGUCAUUUCAUGUCUCAGCUCCUUUAUGCAGCACCUUUUUGCAUCCCCGUUUUUGUAACUGUGUUACAGGUAACAGUUUGUAUCCGGUCUCCUCUAAAAUGAGUCAUUUCUGUGCACCUUUAUUCAUCUACAUAUUCACCUACCACUAAUGCCUAUUUCUUAAUAUAUUAAUAAACUAAAUUGGGACAACUGAACAGGGCACAAAGCCUAUAUUUACCACAGAAACAAUAUUUCAACAGUAUGCAUUAUUUGUCUUAUAUUAAAAGACAUCAACUCAUCAUCUGGAUAUGAGCUCAUUUAAGUAUAUUGACUAAUAUUAGAAUUUUGCUUAAAUGGUUUAAAAUGUGUUUAUUUCUGUCCUACUGGUGAUGCAAAAUGGUGCAUGUCAGAGCAAGUCAUUGUUGAUCUGAGAUUUUUACCAUAUUGUCUUCUUCCGUCUGUUACUGAGGGCCUGUUAUCUCUGCUAACUUUGAUGUGUUUUUUUAUAUUUGACAAAAGGGCCACACACACGAUUAUUUUUGAUCUGAAGAUGAUGAUUUGAUUUGUAAAUAUGAUUGCUUGAGGGGCUUAUUGUUUGAGGUGAAAAACUUUGAGCAGCCACAAGAGUUUUAACUCAAAGAGGUUUGAAUUGUUUGAUCACAGCGAGAUGCCAGUUUUGUGAGCUUUAUCUGAAAUACUAAAAAGGAAUGCCUUUAAGGAAGGUUCAACACUGGAAAACUCAGAGCAUUGAUCAGUCUGUAAUGUCCAGUGGGUUAUUUUGUUUCAUUGCAUAUAGUUACAGAUUUACUUAAUUUCCCAUCUUGACACAUCAUCAGGUGUUUGUUAACAGGGUCAAGAAAAUGGUCAGAUAAGGUGCAUCAAAAGUUCCUGAUAUUUAGCACUGUUCUUCUGUUCUUUCCCCUCUUUGUGUAUUCUGAAACAUCUGAACUGAAUGAGUCAUUUUCAAAGUGAGUAAUUUUGUCUGAGGAGAUAAAAGACAAUAGACAAGACAGGCAGAAAGAAAAGGAAAUGGCACUACUGCUGCUCAGACAGAAUUAUAGUGUGUUUCCAGGGUUUAUUUGACAGAACAUAUCAUCAUGGUUAUUGUUGAGAUGAAAGCCCAAUUCUCUGAGGCCCACUAGGACAAAAGUCAUUCAGAGAACUCAGGAAACCCAGAGUGGCAAAAGCAGCUAGUUGGGCAGUUGUGAUGGCUCUGAGGUGGCUUGAAUAACUUUAACCUCUCAUCCUUUUUGGCUACUGUUGUUCGUUGUCCAAAAAUGUGAUGCUCUUUAGAUGAAUUUUAGGAUAUUUAUUAAAAAAGGCACUCUACUGAUUAUUCAUAAAUAAACUACUUCUUAAAUGAAGUCUGUGCCAUCUUACAAUGAGGAAAAGUUAGAAAGGCUUAUUGAUUUGUCAGUCAUUACUUUAUUAAUAUGAAAAGUCUACUUUUAGUCAUAUAGGCUACAGUUUGUCCAACUGUUGAUUUAGUUUCCAUCUUAAAGAGUGUAUUAUCCCUAAAUAUGGAUACAUGACGCUUGUAUUUUAGCAUGUGGUCACAUUAUAAACAGGAUAGUCCACACAGAACCAUACAGUAAAAGUGCACUCCUUGGAGCCGUACUAUGACUUUUUAUGUAUUCAGGCUGCAACUAAUGAUUGUUGUUAUUGUAUAUCGAUCUGCAUAGAGCCCAAGUUGCUGCUUGUUUUGUGUGACAAAUGCAAAACCCAAAGAUAUUCAAUUUACAGUGAUAUAAAAUAGCAGAGAAACUCAUAAACAUUUAGUUUCAGAGGUCAAAUUAGUUGCCACAUGGAUAAUUUUCGUAAUUAAUUUGUCAGGUCAUUGGCGCCUAUUUGUUGUAAGUGAAAGAUCCCUUUGGUCGCUGUACUGUAUAUCCUCUCAUAAUGUUGAGGAUAUGCUGUCUACUCGCUCUUUAGUAGCUCUUUAAGUAAUCAGGAACAAGUGCUGCCACGAACUGUUUGGCUGGCCAAAACUAUUUAUCAGUGACUCAGUACCAUUUAAACAAUAACCACAGACAUUUAGGCUUAUUGUAUAAAUUAAGACUCUGAAGUUAAAUCAUGGCCUUUCCAGUUAGAGAGCCAUAGGGCACAAAGGUAAAAUGUCCCUCACUGUCAUUAGUAAGAACUUAUGAAUCAGUUUGCUUUAUUGUAAAAUGGUGCCCAUCCCCAUUAAAAUAGUCUAGUUGACUAUGCAAUAUUUAAAUACAAUGCUGUGCCAUGUUCCCCUCUGCUGAAGACACAGCCAUGUGUCUUCAGGACUUUUCUUUUAGUUUUUUAAAUUACAUUUUUUCUUUCCAGUUUAGAGAAUAUAGUUUAUUUAUUCUCCUGUUUAUUUUGUUUUGCUUGGACCUGAACUUGUUUAUUAAAACUCUGGCCUGUGUGGAAUGCCAUUUGAUAAACGAUGGAUACAAUAGCUGGAAGCCCUAAGAAUGCUUUCCUGUUAGGGUCAUAAUACUUAGAGUAGCCAGCUCUUCCACCUCACUCUCAGUCUUUCACUCGUUCUCCUGCUCUCCUUGUUUACUGCGUCAUAUCUCUCCGCUCUCUCUCCGUCCUCUAAUCAGCUAAACCAAACAGUGGAGUCAACUUCCUGUCCAUCUGGGGCGUUGCGCCCGCCCCUUCCUGUCUGCGUUAUCUCCUGUGAGCCAACACAUUGUGCUCACUUCCCGUUAGCCCGGCCUGGGAAACAGCUUUGGAGAGGAAAAGGGAGCAAGGCAAGGAGAAACAUAGGAUGAGGGGGUUAACAAGAAAGUAAGAUGGAGAGAACAAUGUAGAGCAGAGAUGACUUUUCCAGCUGAGCAAAAACACUUCAGAGCAAAGAUGUGUGUGAUGAAACGCUGAGACACAUGAAAGCGGAGUUAACAUCCUGUUACCCUCGUAUCUUUAUGAAACAAAGCUGAACACAGCAUUCAGAAAUCAAUAAAGAUUACUCACAGGUGAAUCUUUGAUUCACGAUAGGCAACUCCUAACUUUAGUGGCUCCAAGUGGCAGAAAAAGAAAAUGUUUAUUAAAAUAAUUGGAAGGACCUUUAGCCUCUGUUUAUGCCUCUUAUGUUAUCAUUUUUACAUUUCUAAAAAGCGUGCACUGAUGUUUACAUUUGGAUCACAAGUAGACCAUUUUUCUUGUCAAAAACAAAUGAAAAGACAAUGUUUAAAAAUCUUGGUGAGGCUUGUGACAGCUCCUAUUACUGCUGAAGACAUUUGCAAAAUCCAAUCCAAAAUAAAGAGGUUUUUUUUUUACCGGUUUUAUAAUGUCUAACAUUAAUUGAACAAACAGUGGCUUACUUUUCUGGCUGCCAUCUUAGUUUGAAAGGAAGAAUGGAGACUCACCUUGUGAAUCAAGUUAAAAUUCUACUUCACUGUACACUGGAGGGAAAAUGUUUUUUUGUCCUGUCAUGUCAGACCUGUUGCUUUCAAGGAAACAGUACUGAUUUGUUUUUCUACUUAUAUUGUGUUAUCACCGUUAUCAUUGAUUAUAGCUUUUUUUUUUUUAAAUGGGUAGGCCUACAUGAACAAAAACUUUGUUGUUGAAAUCAGCAGCAUGUAGCAUACGGAGGUGCUCCGUUAUCUACUUUCAUAACAGCAAUAAGUGUUGUGUUUGCUGCGGGAAAAUCUGUGACAUUUGGAGAGGUAGAUGUCUGCCAAUUUUUUUUUCCACUUGUUUGGUUCUGUUCUAAAACUGUAUGUAAAAAAACAUACAUAUAUACAUUUCCACAUCUAAAACAAUAAUUAUAGACCCUCAGUCGUUAAACACCAAAAUAUGAAGCAUGUGUUUAGACAAGUACUAAGGUUGAUGUGAUUCCUUUAAAAGUGUCAUAUUUGUUCGUGUGCUGGCAACAUAAUGACUUGGGCAUGUUGUUUUCGAAUGAAACUGAAAUUUGUUUCUUUCCGCCCACCAUUUAAAACACUCAUUUAGUAAAUGUCAUGUAUGCUGUAAUUACACAAUGACUCAUCAGCUAUUACACAACAUUAACAAAUUCAUUAGGAUUCCUGUAUUCUCAAAUGUAUCUCCAUAAUCCACUAUGUAACAGUGAUGCCAUUUUGUUGAGUUAUCCGGAAGAUAUUUUAUUUUUAUUUGUUGGCCAUCAAUGGUUGUUUGAGAGCAUUUGCCUCCUUUAUCAAAUGGUGAAUUGCUUAGGAUCCAGACAGUGAAAAUAAAUCUCUCAGGUUGGGAUUCAGGCACACACAAAAAAAGUUGUUCAAUCUUAUGUCAAGAAACAAACGCCCCAUACGUAUUAAUAUGCUUGCUUGAAAAACCAGACCUUUAAGUGAUACAACGUCAUCUCAUCUGUUCAUGAUGGAGCAUUCUUUGAGUGAAAUGUAUAUAUUAAAAAAAUGUGCCUACAGUAAUAGUGAUUUUGUUUUCUCUGGCCUCACCUUGUUUAUAUUUUGCCUCAAUUACUGUAUUUAGAAGAUGUUAACCUUGACAUGAUCUCAUUUUUCUAUUGCUGUAAAAAGGAACAAUAAGUUGAUUUUCUUGAAAAUGAAAGAGAGUAGUCUUUGAUGUACGAGUGACUGCCCGACUGAAUAUGUGAUCUUCUGUUUGUGUUCACGUGUGUGCUUGUGAUUGUAUCCUUGUACAUACAAAAAUGGGUGUUAAACCUAUAAAAAAAAUAGCAACCACAUAGAAAACAUUUUCUUCUUGUGUAAAUACAGCAAGGGUUUUCAAGGGAGCAAAAUGUGCCUUUAUUCUUUAAAAAAAAUGUAAUUAAUUUUUUGAUGGCGAACACAAUGUUUUCUAUAUUGUUUUUAUGGUGUAUAGCAACUACUUUUUAUUACCUGACAUUUUUGUAAGUGUAGAAUAAAAAUAAACACUCAAAUAAG
Molecule: messenger RNA, 8775 nt
Organism: Micropterus salmoides (largemouth bass)
Lineage: Eukaryota; Metazoa; Chordata; Actinopteri; Centrarchiformes; Centrarchidae
Gene: cdh5
Product: cadherin 5
Exons: 15
Coding region: 957-3305 (782 amino acids)
Biological process (GO): vasculature development; multicellular organism development; adherens junction organization
Cellular component (GO): plasma membrane; bicellular tight junction; adherens junction
Molecular function (GO): calcium ion binding; cadherin binding
Source: RefSeq, a predicted model, not a curated record